Sorex fumeus (smoky shrew) is the source of this 2084-nucleotide messenger RNA. It is a transcript of the gene FIGNL2, whose product is annotated as fidgetin like 2. Gene Ontology annotation, molecular function: microtubule severing ATPase activity; ATP binding; ATP hydrolysis activity. Lineage: Eukaryota; Metazoa; Chordata; Mammalia; Eulipotyphla; Soricidae. The record is from RefSeq and is a predicted model, not a curated record.
UGUCCAGCCACCCCCACUGGCCAGUCCCGCUCCCGGCCGCGGCGGCCGCAACAGCCGCAGCAGCAGCAGCGGCGGCUCCAGCAUGGUGAGCGCCGCUGCCCCCCAGCCCCGGCCAGCAGCCCCCGGCCCGCGCCCGGGCCCCGGGGCCGGACGCCCCCCCAGGCCGCGCACGCUCAGCUAGGACCCGGCGGGAUGCCGAGCUCUGUUGAAGAUGCACUGGACACCGGAACACGCCCAGCCCCUCAGCCAGUGGCCAGAGCAGCACCUGGACGUCUCCUCCACUACCCCGUCGCCGGCCCACAAGUUGGAGCUGCCCCCCGGGGGCCGCCAGCGCUGCCACUACGCUUGGGCCCACGACGACAUCUCCGCGCUCACGGCCUCCAACCUGCUCAAGCGCUACGCGGAGAAGUACUCGGGGGUCCUGGACUCGCCCUACGAGCGCCCUGCCCUGGGCGGCUACGGCGACGCGGCCUUCCUCAACGGCGCCAAGGGGGACCCCGAGCCGUGGCCCGGGCCCGAGCCGCCCUACCCGCUGGCCGCGCUGCACGAGGGCCUCCCGGGCAGCAAGCCCACGAGCGGGGCCGGCUCGGGGGGCCUCGGGGGCUCCCCGGCGUUGGCGGGCGGCCUGCCUGAGCCCCUCUACGCGGGCAAUGCGUGCGGGGGCCCGUCGGCGGCGGCGGCGCCCGAGUACGCGGCGGGCUACGGCGGCGGGUACCUGACCCCCGGGUACUGCGCGCAGACGGGCGCCGCGCUCCUGCCGCCCCCGCCGCCGCCGCCCCGCCCCCCGCCGCCGCCGCCGGGCUACGGGGCCCCCGCGCCCCUCUACAACUACCCGGCGGGGGGCUACGGCGCGCAGCCCGGCUACGGGGCGCUGCCGCCGGCCCCCGCCGCGCCGCCCGCGCCCUACCUGCCGUCGGGGCUGGCGGCGCCCACGCCCCUGCCCGCGCCCGCGCCCGCGCCCGCGCCCUACGGCCUGCCCGAGGCCGCGGGCGCGUCGCUGAAGCGCAAGGCGGCCGACGAGGGCGCCGACGGCCGCCGCCGCAAGUGCGCCUACGAGCCGGGCCCCGGCGGCCCCAAGGACGAGCCGGCGGCCAAGUUCAAGGGCCUGGGCGCCCCCGCCUGCGGCGCGCCGCCGCUCGAGCCCUUCGACAAGUUCCCCGAGCGCGCCCCGACGGGCUUCGCGGGGCCCGCGGCGGGGGAGCCGCCCAAGGGCGCGGCGGACCCGGGCGCCCUGGAGCUGGUGGCCAGCCGCAUGCUGGACUGCGGGCCCCCCGUGCAGUGGGCGGACGUGGCGGGCCAGGGCGCGCUCAAGGCGGCCCUGGAGGAGGAGCUGGUGUGGCCCCUCCUGCGGCCGCCCGCCUACCCCGGCGGCCCGCGCCCCCCGCGCGCCGUGCUCUUCUUCGGCCCGCGGGGCGCCGGCAAGGCGCUGCUGGGCCGCUGCCUGGCCACGCAGCUGGGCGCCACGCUGCUGCGGCUCCGCGGGGCCGCGCUGGCCGCGCCGGGCGCCGUCGAGGGCGCGCGCCUGCUCCAGGCCGCCUUCGCCGCCGCGCGCUGCCGCCCGCCCGCCGUGCUCCUGCUCAGCGAGCUGGACGCGCUCUUCCCCGCGGCCCGCGACGACGGCGCGGCGGCCGUGCUGCAGGCGCCGCUGCUGGCCUGCCUGGACGGCGGCGGCGGCGGCGGCGCGGGGCCCGACGGCGUGCUGGUGGUGGGCACCACCUCGCGGCCCGCCGCGCUGGACGAGGCCACCCGCCGGCGCUUCGCGCUCCGCUUCUACGUGGCCCUGCCCGACGGCCCCGCGCGCGGCCAGAUCCUGCAGCGGGCGCUGGCCCAGCAGGGCUGCGCGCUGAGCGAGCGGGAGCUGGCGGCGCUGGUGCAGGGCACCCAGGGCCUGUCCGGGGCGCAGCUGGGGCAGCUGUGCCAGCAGGCGGCGGCCGGCGCGGGCCUCCCGCGGCUGCAGCGGCCCCUGGCCUACAAGGACCUGGAGGCGGCGCUGGCCCAGGUGGGCCCCAGGGCCUCCGCCAAGGACCUGGACUCCCUGGUGGAGUGGGACAAGAUGUACGGCUCCGGACACUGACGCCGCGGCC